Messenger RNA from Papilio polytes (common Mormon), 3393 nucleotides. RefSeq names its product WD repeat domain phosphoinositide-interacting protein 4-like. Gene Ontology annotation, biological process: protein lipidation; autophagy of mitochondrion; nucleophagy. The transcript is spliced from 8 exons. Gene Ontology annotation, molecular function: phosphatidylinositol-3,5-bisphosphate binding; phosphatidylinositol-3-phosphate binding; protein binding. The record is from RefSeq and is a predicted model, not a curated record. Gene Ontology annotation, cellular component: cytosol; extrinsic component of membrane; phagophore assembly site membrane. Lineage: Eukaryota; Metazoa; Arthropoda; Insecta; Lepidoptera; Papilionidae.
CUGUCAUCAGAUCAGUCAUCAAAUCAGCUGUGGAUCCCACACUGGGAACAUGUAACACAACAAAUGUGCGUAUUUAAAUUAUCGGUGUGAAAAUGUCCACUGAGACAAUUGAUAAAAAAACAACUAAAUGUUUAUGAUAAAUUCACGUUGGAAGAGACAUGGCGCGUCGGAGGAGCAGCGGUAUCACAAGCCUGGGGUUUAACCAGGACCAAGGCUGCUUCACUUGCUGCCUAACAUCCGGCCUGCGCGUUUACAAUGUGGACCCACUUGUUGAGAAGGCGCAUUACAGCAAAGAGGAGCUCGGCGAGGUUUCACUCUGCGAGAUGGUGUUUCGCACCAAUUGGCUGCUGGUGGUGCGCGCGCGCCGGCCCUGCUGUCUACUGCUGCUCGAUGACCAGCGCCGCGCGUUCAGCGCAGAGGUCACCUUCAAGUCCCCCAUACGAGCACUACGCGCGAGGAAGGACAAGGUGGCUGUGGUAUUAUCGUGUAGCGUACAAGUGCUGUCGCUGCCGAGCUUGCAGCGGGUCGCAUUUUUAUAACGAAAAACCACUUAUUAAGAUAGUUACCGGUCUACAAGUCCUUGUUUGUGCAUACUCUGGGAAUGUACCGGAUAUUUCAGCGCCCGCUUGUAUUUAUAGGACGUGUCAGUCGCGGUCCGGGGUUCACAAUCGCGGUCACCUUCCGUGGUGAGUUGCCACCAGUCGGAGGUGGCAUGUGUGAGUGUGGCGGCGAGCGGGGCGCGGCUUGCCACCGCCUCGCGGCGUGGCACCAUCAUCAGGCUUUGGGAUACCACCACCAAAUUGAUGCUGCAUGAACUACGGCGCGGCGCUGACUACGCUGAUGUAUACUGUAUAAGUAUGAACGGGGACGCGUCGCUAGUGUGCUGCGUGUCGGACAAGGGCACGCUGCACGUGUGGGCGACGCGCGGCCCCGCGCGCCAUCUCUGCUGCGCCGCCGCGCCCGCGCGCGCCGCGCUCUGCGCACUCUGCGACGACCGCACCGCCGUCGUGAUAUGUGAAGAUGGAACUUUCCACAAGUUCACAUUUUCAGCCGAAGGUAACUGCCAUCGAAACGAUUUUGAAUAUUUUUUGCAGGUGGGCGAUGAUGAUGAAUUCCUGCAUUGAUUUUAACGUAAAUAACUUAAAAUUUGUACUAAGAAAUGUUAUCGCGUAAGAAAUGAUUCGACAAAUUUGUAAUUCAACAAAAAGCCUCGUUUGAUGAAUCUUUUUUAUCGUGCUGAAUGUAUAAUCUGUGGUAUUUUGCUACUGCGCAAUGUUGCCAUAGAUAAAUGCAGGGUCAAAGAUUAUUUUAAUAAUAAAAUUUUGAAAUGUGAAAAUUGGAAAAUGUAUCUGUAUAAAUAAUCUAAAAAAAGUGGUCGCCUAUUUUAACAAUAUAACCUCAAUGCACAAACAUAUUAUAAUAAUUUAAGAUUUUAAAAUUAUACUGUAAAUAUAAUAAAAUUGAAGCAAUCUGCCAAUAAUUACUUAAGAAUAUAUUCAAAUGUUGCCAUAUCCACUGACAUCGAUAAUAAUAUCGAUUCCCAUUCAGAUCGAUUUUUUAUUAAACCUAAAUAUUGGGCAAUUAUUUCCCACUUGACACUUAUUUUCUUUUUUAUCGCUUUAAGGUUAUUUUUUUUCAUAUUUGAGUAGUAGCAAAAUCCACAAAAAAUAAUUUUUGCACAUAAAUGGCUUUAUAACACUUUAAAAUCUUAGUUAAUAUUAAGGAGGAAAUACAUAUGCCAGUAAAAUAAUAGUCCAUGCCAGCUACUGGCAUGCUUGAACCAGAAGCUGGCAAGUGUACUACUAGCCCGUGUAUUCCCGGCCUUAAAUUACCAUAUAUCUAAUAUAAGUUAAUUUUAGAUUUCCUUACAUUUUAUAUUCCAAGUUUAUCGAAGUUUUUAAGAUUCCGUAAUUCGGUUGUCAAUGUUUCGGUUAUUUUUAUUUCAUAAAAUAGUUAUUAUUGAUUAAAUUUAGUUAGAUUUAAAUUGAAAGCUGUUUUUGUAACUUUAUUUACUUGAUUAUAACCAAUUAUAUAAAUUGUACAAUUUUUUUAAUAAUAUAACAAGCAAUAUUAAUUACAGUAUGACAUUUGACUAAUUUGAAAUCGACAUGUUUUAGAAUUAAACUGACAAAUUCCAAUUUUAAAUUAACAACGGUCAAUUUCAGUCAAACAUAUUGUUGUUUCACAUUGAGAUCUUAAGGUAGGGGACUACCACGAAAAUCUGUGGGAAAAUAACCGUAACGUCAUCGAUAAAAUUUGGAUCGAAAUACGCUGACAAAUCUCAUACAUUUUUCUCGCAAAUUUUUGUAUUAGGACUCCUAGGUUCAUUUUAAACAGCUAUAAUUUACAUCUAUUAAGAAUAUUGAAAAUUGUCGUUCAAAUUAGGGCAUUAUGUAAAAUUGAAUAUUCUGGAUAAUACCUAAAAAUAACGGUACUAAAAUUGUAUUGCCAUAAAUCAAAUCAAACAAAACGAAGCUAAAUUUAGAAGCUACCUUUUAUAUGAGCUUAUAAACGCUAGUGUUUGCUGUUUAGAUUAACGAAAAAAAAUGGGAACUGGUAACACGAAAAUUUUCGAUUAUGUAUUUGAAAUUGUUUGAAAAUACAUAAAGUAGUUACGAAUACUAUCUCGAAAAUUUUCGUGCUAGUCGGUGAAUUAAAAUGAUGUGUAGGCUUAAAAGACUUGUAGUCAAAAUCUUUUGUUCAAAAUAUUGAAGAAAUAAGGUACAUUAGAUAAUUACAUUUAAUUAUAAAUAUAUGACGGGUUAAUGCAACGGAUGUAUGGAGUUUAAAUUAUUACGCGCAAUGUACAUAUGUAAUGCGUUUCAUAUAGAUUUUUAUAUAUUUAUCAUUAAUGCAAUAUUGUGCAAUUUUAAUUAUUCAUUGGGUGAGUUUAAUAUAUUUUUUUUAUAAUUAUAAACAAAUUUAAAGUACCAUUAUGCAUUUGCUCAUAUUUAGUAUAUAAUUGGUAAAAGGUAAAUUUAAAAUGUCUGAUUACUCUCAGUACAGGUCAAACUUUCGUGUCUUAUAUUUUAAGAUAUAUAUUUUUUGUUAAAGUUUUAGUGAGAUGUUUGAAAUGAGAGAAUUAAAAUAGGAUUUCUGUAUGAAAGUAUUGUAUUAUCUACAUUAUGAAGAUAAAUAAUAUAAUGUUUGUUUAUUAUGUAAAUAUGAAUUGCAUCUAGUUUUUAUAUUGACAUAGAUUUAGCUAUAUGUCUGCUUGCGUUUGAAUAUACAUUUUCGGCUACAAAGCACACAUUAAAUGUAAAUACGAAAUUUAAGAUUAUUUUUUAUAUAAAUUGUGACAAGACUCCACUGUUUUGUAUAGGCAUUAGGGUGUGGAGAUAUACCGAUAUAUUUUAUUUGCAAUUUUCACAAUAAAAAUCUUUUAUAUUUAAA